This is a messenger RNA of Trichoderma asperellum CBS 433.97, 464 nucleotides long. NCBI's taxonomy places the organism in Eukaryota, Fungi, Ascomycota, Sordariomycetes, Hypocreales, Hypocreaceae. The record is from RefSeq and is a predicted model, not a curated record.
AUGCAGCUCCAUGGGCAUUCCAAUUCUUAUGCGGUGAUUGGGAGCUAUGGGACCACAUCUGACGACGAUACGUCUGACGACAGCGAUAGUAACUUAGAGCCGGGUCUGGACUGCGUUGCCCCAACACGAACAUACAAGCAGUGGAGGGUUGAAACGAGUGAACUGACGAGCAUCGGAUCCUGUUUUGAUAUCUGGUGGGCAUACGAGUCGAACAUAAGUCAAGAUUAUUUUCUAACACACUCCAGUGCAAUUUGUUUGGAAUCCUUUUUGGACGAGGACCGAAUUCUGCGUUUACAAUGCGACCAUAUCUUUCAUUCCAGUUGCUUUGGUCAAUGGUUCUUUAGCCACGACACCUGUCCUAUAUGUAAAUCAUGGAUCACAGCUGAAAAUUUCACUGUAACAUGACUGCGUCAGCCAUUUAAGUCGUGGUAAAGGCACUUAGAACGCUCCCGCACAACUUGAUU